Messenger RNA from Sclerotinia sclerotiorum 1980 UF-70, 1143 nucleotides. RefSeq lists its product as hypothetical. The transcript has 5 exons. Lineage: Eukaryota; Fungi; Ascomycota; Leotiomycetes; Helotiales; Sclerotiniaceae. The coding region runs from base 1 to 1143 and encodes 380 amino acids. The record is from RefSeq and is a predicted model, not a curated record.
AUGAUUACUUUCAUCCUGACCCCAGCAUCCGGAAAACAUCAGAUGAAUGGAUUCCUUCCAAUUCAACCCUCCGUGCGUCUCCCACCAAUCAUCAGACCAAAGUUCUCCCCGGAGCCUCUUUACAUCAUCGAAUCUAAUGUUGCAGACAUUAAUAACUUCAAAAAGAUUUUAACGUUGACAUUUAUCCCAUGUCCAGUUACUUUUCGUCCCAAUAUGACAGCUGAGACAAAUCUGAACCUGAUCAGGGCUCCCGGUAUCAUGAGAUCUUCAGUCAUCGCCGCAUUAUGCGCAGCACCAUUAGCUUUGGCCGGCAAUCUUCAGCGUGACUUGGUUGGACGCGGAGUGAUUACGCCAGAGUUCAUCGAUAAAUCAUCGGAGCUUGUUGUCAAGGAGAAGGACAUUAAAAUUGUGCAAGCUAAGGGCGAGGACAUCAUCAUCAUCUGGACGAAUAAUGGUGGUGGAGCUGCCACUCAAACCUUAACGGAUACUAAAACCGUUACUCAAGGAGCGGGUGCGGCAACACAUACUGUCACAGUUGGUGGUGCGGCUGGUACUGUCUAUACGCCGGACACAGUUUCCGCUGCCAUUGGAGAUAUGGUUGUUUUCAAUUUUGAAGCUAAAAACCACUCCCUCACACAAUCGGGUUUUGCAACACCGUGUGAAAAGUUGGCUGAUGGAAUGGAUACUGGGUUUGUUCCUAACGUGGACAAUACCAUCAAUCCUCCUCCAUCGAUGGCUAUGCAAGUCAUGACAGAUACUCCUCAAUGGUUUUACUGCCGUCAAACUGGUCAUUGCGGUUUAGGGAUGGUUUUCAGUAUUAAUCCUACUGCCAACAAAAGCCAAGCCAUGUUCAAAGCUAUGGCUGUUGCACAAAAUGGUACAGGAACCCUGAGUGCAAUUCAAGGAGGAACUCCUUCCAGUGGUGCUAGCGCUGAAGCAGCCUCAAGUGCUGUAGCAUCACCAGCAUCACCAGCUGCUGCAGUGACAACAGUAGCUUCUGGGACUGGAACAACAGGUGCUGAUGGAACAUGCUCUUGUAGUUGUUUAUGUGGACAGGCUGCUUUUCCCGAUGCUGCUGUACAGGGUGUAGGAAUGUUUGGUGGAAUUUCUGGUUCCAUGCCAAUGUCUUUACUCGAGAAAUAA